Molecule: messenger RNA, 1669 nt
Organism: Liolophura sinensis
Lineage: Eukaryota; Metazoa; Mollusca; Polyplacophora; Chitonida; Chitonidae
Exons: 7
Coding region: 68-1102 (344 amino acids)
Source: RefSeq, a predicted model, not a curated record
GCCAUCGGGGAAUAACUUUGUUAUACGGAGAAACAACUUUCUCAUACUGGAAAAAAAUAUCUCCAGGAUGAUGUACCUAGGAUUUUUCCUCUGUUUGAUAGCAGGAGCUUACGCUCAAAGAUAUGUUUUACCUGCGGCCGGAAUCGCCAAAAUUGACGCAUGCCGAGGUUAUGACUUUGUUACAAACGCUGCUUUACCAAAUGGAACAACAUUUAUCGACCGUGCCUUCUAUAUCUGGGGCGGGAGAAGAAUGCCAUGUGCCCCAGGAACGUUGUUUUCCUUGAAGCGUACCUCUUGUGUCUGUGACGAACGUGACGGAUCUGCAGUUAUAACGAUCGCCGACAGAUGUAUUACAGUGACAGGCAAUCUGCAGACAGAUCAACAGUUUUCGGUUAAUCAGCGAAAUGCACUAUCUACUUACAAUGCAUGGGUCAACGGAUACAAUAACCCUGUGCCCACUGAGAACAGCUGCUUUGCCUCCAACCUUGAUGCGUUCAGGUGUCUGCCCUUGAUGCAAGGCUCAAGUCUCGGAAGAUCACAACUGAGGCUGAUCGUUGGUUUUAAUAUGCCAGCUGUGCAAGUCGGACGUCAGUACACUAUUGUUAAUAAUGGCGGUUGCCUCAGUGGUGCCGGAGCUACAAUUACACCAAGUUUUAUAGUCAACUAUGUUACUGGUAAUCCCGGGCAGCCUGGCGGUGUUCCCCACCAGAUGGAUGUUACCGUUCGGUUCUCACCCGCGAACAUCGUCGGAGCUGCCGAAUCCGUAGGUACCUACACCUGCCAAAUUCCGGCUUCCAUUACGUCGACCAAUGGCCAGAAUUUCGUUUGGGAUAGCAACGACAGCACGAACCAGUUCACUCUUACAGUGGACUUGACAGGAGGCGCCGCGUUUACCUUCAGUGUGAGCAACGGUGCCACUAGAGCAUCAACAGGCAUACCACUUGGAGGAUUCUGUGGCAAUGGGGUGUCUAAUUUCCCCCAAGGCGUCGGAAGACGUGGGUUCGUUAUUGCUUCCCGCGACUGCCCUCUCUGUUUCGGACAAGCCCCUGUGAAUUCUUUCAUGUGUAUGAACGCUGUUAACAUAGUAAGAGACUGCACAUAAAAUAAAUUCUGUCACGUCGGAGGAUCGGUAGCUUGGACUUAGGAAAGGGAUGGUUUCUACAGAGGCGGUAACAUGGCUGCAUCUACUCAUUGUCCCAUGUGGAGCAAACGCUCCAAUUUGUUUCUUGCAUGCAAAGUCCACUUAUGCACUUCAACUUAAUAUAUACUAUAGCAUGAUAUGACCUGGAGGAGAUCAUGCCAGUUGUACGUCUGUAAUUCACUGUUUCUUCCUAUAUAAAGAAAUCAAUAAAAUAAAUAUAAAUAUGUGUGUGUGUGUGUGUACGUAUACAUUCACGCUGGCGUAAACGCAUGAUAUGAAUGUUCGUAAUGCUUUACAAAUAUACAAAUAUACAAAUCUCAGGAGGUGAAUUUCGGCGUUAGUAAAGCUGUACAAAGUCAAUGUUAUUAAUUCAUCUAUAAUAGUACUGGAAUGAUUACCCAUAAUAUGGUUGUAACUCCGGCUCAGGAGACUACAAUGCAGCUAGAUUUCCCAGAACCAUUUUAUAUAUGUACUCCGUUCUUCAACAUUGUGUCCCCAGUAUAAUAAAUCUCAAGAUAUCCAACCUAA